This is a messenger RNA of Apus apus (common swift), 784 nucleotides long. RefSeq names its product matrilin 3 (gene MATN3). The record is from RefSeq and is a predicted model, not a curated record. Lineage: Eukaryota; Metazoa; Chordata; Aves; Apodiformes; Apodidae. Gene Ontology annotation, molecular function: calcium ion binding. The transcript is spliced from 6 exons. Bases 1 to 666 code for a protein of 221 amino acids.
AUGCCCUCUGUAGCUGUGAGUGUGUGUGCACUGGGGACCCGCUCCUGCCAGCAGGUCUGCGUGAGCAACAGCAGGUCCUACCUUUGUGAUUGCUAUGAGGGCUACACUCUCAGUCCAGAUAAGAGAACCUGCUCAGCUGUGGACACGUGUGCCUCUGGCAGGCACCAGUGUGACCAGGUCUGUGUGAGUAACAACAGGUCCUAUGCCUGUGAAUGCUAUGAAGGCUACACUCUGAAUCCAGACAAGAAAACCUGCUCAGCCAUGGACAUGUGCACACCUGGAAGGCACGACUGUGCACAAGUCUGUCUGAGCAAUGAUGGAUCCUACAGCUGUGGCUGCUUUGAAGGAUACACUCUGAACCCAGAUCAGAAGACUUGCUCAGCUGUGAACAUGUGUUCCCCUGGAAGGCACGAGUGUGAGCAGCUCUGCCUGAGGGAUGAUCUGUUCUGUGCCUGCGGCUGCUACCAAGGCUACACCCUCAAUCCAGACAAGACUUGCUCAAGAGCCAUCACGAGCAGUCUCACCACAAGUGAAGAAUCCUGCAAGUGUGAAGCCAUCGCUGCCCUGCAGGACUCGGUCACCUCACGCCUGGAAGCUCUGUCCACAAAACUAGAUGAAGUGUCUGAGAAGCUGCAGGGGUUCCAAGGCAGACACCAGGUGGUCUGAGCUACCACUCCACUUAAUUCUAACAGAAUCUUUCAGAAGCAAUCCUCUUUGCUGUGCUCAGCAAGCUUUGUUUUGGUGCACAGCUUACAAAACAGCAGCUGGCUUGUCACUAUUGACA